Messenger RNA from Closterium sp. NIES-65, 2625 nucleotides. The record is from the annotation of a GenBank genome assembly. NCBI's taxonomy places the organism in Eukaryota, Viridiplantae, Streptophyta, Zygnematophyceae, Desmidiales, Closteriaceae.
AUGGUCAAGCGGUUUUGGAGAAAGAUCAACGAGGUGGCGGAGGGAGUAGGUUUGGGAGGGGGUGUCGACCACGAGGGAGGAGGCGAGGAGACGGCAGGCGCCGUGGUAGAGUACAGCGUCGAGGAGGAGGAGGAGGUCAAGGAGGAUAUAUCGAGGCAGGCUCAGCGCGGGGUGCGCGGCCCGGGCGGCGGUGCGAACGAGGACGAGGACUCGAGCUCGGGAUCGAGCUCCGGCUCGAGCUCGAGCGAUGAGUCGGUCGAGGACGACGGCGACGGCGCCGGACAUAGCACGGAGCGUACGGGGGAGCAUGGAGUGGCGUUGGGGGAGCAUGUGGACGAGCGGGUAGAGCAAAUCGAGCAGCAGGCAACGGGCGAAACUACGGCUGUCGAUGAGCUGGAGGGCGGUGCGGCUGCGCAGGAGGGUGGGGUCGGAGGGCAGCAGCAGGUUGGCGUGGCGGCUGCACAGGAGGGUGGGGCAGGAGGGCAGCAGCAGGAGGGCGUGGCGGCUGCGCAGGAGGGUGGGGCAGGAGUGCAGCAGCAGGAGUUUAGGGUGGCUGCUGCGCAGGUGGGUGGGGCGGGAGGGCAGGAGCAGGAGGGCGGGGAGGCGGCUGAGGUCGAGAAGGUCGCGGCGUCGCAGAAGCAGCUCGUUGCCGACGUGUUUGAAGGGGCGCGGGCGAAGAUCGACGAGAUGACCCGGAAGAUCAUCGAGGGGGUUUCAGCCGCCAUCACAAAAGCAAGCGAGGACGCUGUCGAGAAGCAGCUCAAGCAGGUCGAGGAGCGGGUGGUUGCUGCGGUGCUGAAGGGUUUCGAGAAAGCCAUCAAGGAGGACAUGUUUUACACUAACCUCCCACCUGAGACCAUGAAGGAGCUGAAGGACAUAGUGAGGCAAGGCUACCAGGAAGGCGAAGCUGGGCGACUGGAAGUCCUCACCGAAGCGAUGGUGAGAGGUUUUCAGCGAUCGACGGGCCCGUCGACGAGGUCGCGUCAGGAGGGUGUGGCUGGGGUUCGAUGUGGCGCUGAGCCUCGUGGUCACGAGCGGUCGGUUCCUCCGUCUUCUUCGGUGGGAGGACAUGUCGCCAAGCCCGUCGAGGAUAACGAGGUCAUCGUUCUUGACCAGUCGCCCCUCCCGAAGACCUCUGCAGCGGCUCCAAUCGCUCCGCCUGAUGCGUUCACUUCGAUGCGGGACAUGCUGCAGGGCCUAGGGAAAACGGGUGGGAAAGGAGUGGUUGCGGGGAAGAAAUUUGGUGCCCCGAACGUGCACGUCACCUCAACCGGGAAUAGAGCCUUUGGAAAUCGAGGUGCCUCUACCUCGUCCGGCGUCAGUGCGGGGAAAGGAGCGGGAGAGGCAACCGCUGGGUUGAUGUCGAAGACUAAAGGGGCAUCAGCUGCGCAGAGUGGUGCUGCUAGCCGAGCUGUCGAGCAUGUGGGAAAUUGGGCGUCGUCCUCAACCCCUCCAGCUGCUCCUGUCGCCACUACUCCGGCCCUAGGCAACGUUUGCCUUAGCGAUCCGGGCUCCCCUUCAACGUCGAAGAAGAAGCCUGCUGCGACAAAGUCGUCGAAGCGCUCUGCACAUGCGACAGAGAGCCUUGGGAUCGUGGAGAUGGCCAGCGUCCCUGGUCAGGCGCAUGUCGAGAAGACCACUAUUGUCGUUGCUGCUCGACAGGAAAAGUCGAAGAAGGCGAAGGUGAUGGGUUACACCCCACCUCCUCCCCCGGACGACCAAGGCAAGACGAGGGGCUGCAAAGCUCCCUUCAAAGGACAGGGUUUCGGGUUGCGGAAGGGGAAGCCAGUUUCCGAGCAGACCGUCGGCGGGAGGAAGCGGUUCUUGGGACACUUUGAAACGGAGAAGGACCAAAAGUUCUGUACGACCAUCUGCUGGCGCGUGUACUUCCCCGACAUCGUCCUUACCGAGUACGAGGCGUUUACAGCGCUGGAUGAGCAGGAGUGCAAGGUCUAUCUCGAUGCGGCUGCUAAAAUGCCAACCGGCGUUUGGAGCGUGGCGCAAGAACAAGGGCAAUGUCGUUUCGAUGUUUUCCAGUUGCUGUUGGCGACGGCAAAUAAGGAAGUUCGAGCUGGAACCGACUGGGGAAUCGCGCUGUGCGCGGCGAUUGGUAAGGUCGCGACGCUUGGCAUGAAGCGCGGGAACCUGAUUUAUCCGGUUCCUAAGGGCAUGGCGGCGACACCACACAUGAUGGCCAUCGCUGCAACUCUGGCGAGCUUGUGGGCGGCGUGCACGAAGUUGUCGAGGGAGGAUAUUAAGAAGGAUGCCCUAGCUGCCGCAAACGCUGCUCUCUUCGCCUCGGAGACUACGACCAAGGCUUGUGUGGCUGCCAUGGCCGCACUCGUGUCCAUACUUUUGCACGUCGGCAAGACGUUCCCGGCGAAGCAGUGGCCCGAUCAGCUGUAUUCGUCGGCUGUCGAAGGUCUCGGCUCGAUGGACCCUGUCCUGUUGCAGAUGGUGCGCGUGGCCGCACAGGUCUGCACGCAAUGGUGCUGCUGUCGAGCGGCUGCCCGCUUGCUGGAGGACGCGGGCUAUGGCAGCCUGGCAAUGCCAGAAGAAAAGAGCAAGGCAAAGCUGGGCGACGAGGAUGCUACGGAGAAGGAAACGGGCGGGCAAGGGGAGUAG